AAUGGGGACACCUAGUUGUGGGGCACCUAGGUGGUAUUUAGUACAACCCUGUCUUUUUGCAUGACAUUGUGCUCUUUCUUUCCCUUUAUUGUUUUAGGGGUUUCUAGAUGUUCAUUCAUUUUAUUCUGGAUAUUUUUCACUAAUAGGACAACCAAAGACUUUAUAAAGACAAACUAAAAAGUAAAACCAAUAUGAAUUGUCAUAGAGGAUUUCAAAUGAGCCACAAGACAAAACAGCCUUAAUAAAAAAUAGGAAUGGCUUGAUUAGCACAUCUGUACUUCAAUUAGCAAUUAAAACAGUAGGGGAUCUACCAGAACCAUAUAUAUUAUAAAUCGCUCACUCGUUUGCUCACGUAACAGUCAUAUUCGUUUAUUAAUCACGCAAGCAUCAUUUCAAAAAAUCAUCCAAUUGAAACACCGCAUGCAGAGUGCAUUCUCAGGAAUCUCAUCAGUUCUAUUCCAUAAGAAUAUUGUUUUUAAGGAUUUUUAAAACCAACGAAUAUCUAUAGCCUGGAAACAAAAUGACUGAACGAGGUAUUACGGACAUUGCUUUCACAAUUGUUGAAAAUGUUACAGUCGUCAAUUGCAAGCAAAUGCUUGAUGAUAAGAGCGACAAAUAUGGAUGUAGACAUUAUUACAGAACUGCAUCUGCGGCUGUUAUUACAUUUUGUUGCAUAGCUAUGUACAUUCAAAUAAACUGGCUGUUUCUAUCAUACAAAGGAAAAAGAUUGCAUAUACGAGAGAAUACAUUUCAUUUUGUACAAGUUUUCGUUCAUAUUUGCGGCAUACUCAAAGAAUUCAUAAUAAGCAUUCUUGUGGCCUUGGAUUUUAACGAAUGCACCUUGCAGGGAGUUUUUACUUGGAGGAAAUAUUUACCAAUAUGUAGGCUGAGUAUGAAAUGCCUUUGUUUGAUUGGAAUUAUUAGAAUGGUGAAAGUUACUCAACCGUACAGACGGAUUCCUUGGUGGAUAAUUUGUGUCAUGUCAGUCAUAGUGUGUCUAUACUGUGUAAUACUUGUCAUAAUACCAGACAACAAUGGCCUUGUUUGGGUGGACAAUGUAGCUGACAUAUGCUGUUUUGGUCUCACGGUAAUUGUACAUUCUAAGAUGGUAUGGUCUUUAAGGAAGAAGAUUUUUACUGUACAUAUUCAGCCUAAUGUUAAAAGCAGAGCAAAACAGUCAAAUGUGCAGCCACCAUUUGAUGCAUUCCAGGUUUGUAAGCUUGAUAACAUGCACGAUGAUAUACAAACUAACACUGUUGAUGCAUUCCAGAUUCAUAUAGACUUGAAUGAAUUAGAAAAUAAUGAAGCACGUUCCAAAGAACUUUCAAACGAAGAGCCACAAGAUAAAAUAAUCAAUGAUAUUAAGGCGACAUUCAAUAGUUUUGUAAAAGUAAAUGUAGAACAAGGGAUGAAUAAAAUUUGUCCCAAAUAUGAGAAUAAAACGGCCGAGUGUUUCAAAGUCAAAAACUGGAAUAAGAAUAAGAUUUUUCCAUUUUCUCCAUCCAAGCCUUUUAGAGGGCAUCGUCAAAAUCAACAAGAGCAACUUAGUAUCAUCCACCCUUCUCGCCAAAAAGAUCUCAUUUGGGAAUACAAGUUGAUUGCCAGCGAAGUUAUUGUCUUGCUUAUCGCAGCAUUUUUCCACCUGGUAGUACAGAUAACAUUUCGAAUGAAUGACAGCCAACUGUUCCAUUUCUUAUAUUCAAUAUUUGUAUUGUGUCUUUACAGUGCCAUCAAAUGUUUGAAGUUUCUCACCAGUAAAGCUUUACGUCAUGAAUUUAUCAAAUUUUACUCGAAGAAGAGUUUGCAAAAGGAUUCAGUACAUGUA
Owenia fusiformis is the source of this 1825-nucleotide messenger RNA. NCBI's taxonomy places the organism in Eukaryota, Metazoa, Annelida, Polychaeta, Sabellida, Oweniidae. The record is from the annotation of a GenBank genome assembly.